AUGCAGGAUGCCGAUGUACCCCUCUAUCUCCACGCAGAAUUUCUACCAAACAUCCGCCAGAUAACCCUUUACGUGUCACUUCCCGUGACUGCAAAAUUUGAUGGAAUCCGACCAGAUAUCCAACUUUCAGAAUCAAGAAAAGCAGUCACAGUCUCUCUAUCAAAACCAUUUGAAUAUGUCACAGAAACAAUCAAACUGCCAGCACGUGCUAGUGAAGAGUCUCGACGCACGUUGAGAACGACCUCUGGGCCAGCGUCAAAAUCAGACCCCAAUGGCACUGGCGAUCCCAGCUAUGAUUUUUCUUUCCGCAUGCAGGUCGAUCCCGACGAAGAGGCGCUGGCGUCUCGGGAUGAACUAAUAGAUGAAUUUGCACCCUGGACGGCCGAGGAAAUGUCGUCCUCGACUCGUAUUCGUUGUCGACAGUGUGAACAUGCUUUUCUCAAAUGCUCGUUAAUAUCCGAGUCGGUUAAUCAGGGAACAGGCGAAAGCCCUACCUCGGGAUGGACCUGGAAAGACCUUCCAAGUGGCAACUGGGCUGAAAUGAUGGAUUUCUGGCAUUGUCACAAACCUGACCCCCAUGAAGGCCACGAAAAAGACGAGAAAGACUCUGCGCUCGAGAUGGAGGAUCAAACCGCACAGACCAAAGGAUAUGGUGCGGAUAGCCACGUUGUGGCUAUUUCUGGGACGAUUUUUGUUGAUGUUGCCACUUUCCUUGUCGCUGAAAAAGACUGCAUAGGGUUGAAAAAGGACAAUGACGAAGAGCAAAAACCGAACAUUGAAGUCUCAACACAACGAACGCUCGACUGCGCAAACUGCAAUGCCAUAAUCGGCAUGGAAGAUCCAAUCGCCCAGGGAUGGCGACUGUUGAAGGCCAGCGUAUCCCUGAAUACCAGCUGUGAGGCAGACGUUGCGAAGUGGGAGGUCCACCCAACAGAAACAAUCGUUGCUGCACAGUUGCUGGAAUUGAUCGAGAGAGAAAGCGCCCGGCGAUUCGUCGUUCAUUGCGGCCAGAAGAGUGGUCUCGUGCUUUGGGUCUUCAAUCCAGACAUGCGAUACUCCAAUUCUAGCGCAGGAUGUAGUAUCAUGGCUCAACAAGCGAUGAAGGUAUUCUACCAAAAGUCUCCCGAUGUGGAUGAGUUGCUCCAUCCGGAAAUUGGGAAUCCGUCGCCCUUGUCGGUGGAAGAGUUGGAGUUGCCAUCCAUGAUAUUUGAAGCAAUGUCGCAAGCGUUGACUAAUAGUAAUGAGAUGCUCCCGCUCUCUGCUAGGAGGUUUAACGAGUGGCAUGUUGGGCUUUUGAGCCGUUACAGGCGCGAGAAAGCUUGA
Molecule: messenger RNA, 1323 nt
Organism: Penicillium egyptiacum
Lineage: Eukaryota; Fungi; Ascomycota; Eurotiomycetes; Eurotiales; Aspergillaceae
Source: the annotation of a GenBank genome assembly